CUUGAGAGGAAUACUUAAAGAGACAGGUUAUGGCUACUUCUGUUACUCGUCUUGUUCAUUUUCCUUUUUUGUUUCUUUUUCUCAUACUUCUACCAAUAAAUUCCAAUGCUCAAACCUACAAAAAUAUAAGUUCCGGUUCCUCUCUAACUGCUGGUGAUGCCGAUACUUCAUGGCCAUCCCAGUCUGGUGACUUUGCGUUUGGCUUCCGUCAAAUAUUGCAAGACAAUCAAUUCCUACUUGCAAUCUGGUUCAACAAAAUUCCUGAUAAAACCAUUGUCUGGUUUGCAAAUGAUGCGGAUGAGAAUAAUCGAGAGAUACAAAUCCGAAAGGGAUCCAGGGUUGAGCUCACCACUGAUGGUAAACUCAUCCUCAACGACCCCCAGGGCAAUGAAUUAUGGUCAGCCGGAAAAGCAGGUGGUGCUGAUUAUGCAGCCAUGCUUGAUAAUGGGAAUUUCGUUCUUGGAAGUAGGAGUUCUGCUGAACUUCUAUGGGAGAGUUUUAAGGAUCCUACAGAUACAAUCUUACCUACACAAGUAUUGAAAGUGAAUGGCAGUGUUUAUUCGCGAGAAACUAAAGAUAGUUACUCGAAGGGAAGGUUCAGACUUCGCAUGCUUCCAGAAGGAAAACUGGUACUUAAUGUUGCUGCCUAUCCGAGUUCGAGUGAGUUUCAAUAUGAUGAAUAUUACCCGAAUAAUAACGAUGAUAGUCAAAAGGAAGGUUACGAGGCUGUCUUCAACCAAUCAGGUUACAUCUAUGUUAACCUAAGCGAUGGAACCAAAAGGUUUCUCUCAACUGAGAAUUUACUCCCGAUCAGCGAUGUAUAUUAUAGGGCGACGCUCGACUUCGAUGGAGUUUUCACUCAGUAUUCUCACCCAAGGAGUAAAAAUGGAGAGCAGGUUUGGUCCACAGUGUGGUCUAUUCCUGAUAACAUAUGUGUUGCAAUUGGUGGUGUACGGGGGGCUGGUGCUUGCGGAUAUAAUAGCUACUGUAGACUCACAUCCGACAGAAGGCCGCACUGUAAAUGCCCACCUAAGUUUUCAUUUGUAGAUCCAAAUAACACAUAUGGAGGUUGUAGACCGGAUUUCUUACAAGGAUGUCAACUAGAUGAAUGGAAAACGAAAACGAAUUCAUUUGAGUUACAGACUUUAGAUGCCGUAGAUUGGCCUACUUCUGACUAUGAGGAGUUGGGGAAUUAUGAUAUAGAAGAAUGCAAAACUUCAUGCCUCAGCGAUUGCCUUUGUGAUGUAGCCAUUUUCAGAAACCGGACCUGUUGGAAGAAGAAGUUACCACUCUCAAAUGGGAGAGAGAAUGGAGAUACUAGCAUGGCAGUUCUUAUAAAAGUAAGGAAGGCCAAUUUGUCGGAACCGAAUUGCUUCUUUCCUCAACCUCCGGACGAAAUUAAUGACCGAUCGACACUAUUACUGGUGGUGUCAUUGCUUUUAGGAAGCUCAAUACUUUUCAACUUCAUAUUUUUAGCAAGAGCGUUAUAUCUUAAUUCUCUAGCCUUUCUGGUCUGCUUCUUCUCCACGGAAAAGAAACUGAGAGGAAAAGCACAAGAUUCAAGUGUUUCAAGAUCCAGUCUCCGAUCAUUUACUUAUCAAGAACUUGAAGAAGCCACAAAUGGGUUCAAGGAUGAGUUAGGAAGGGGCGCUUUCGGCAUCGUGUACAAAGGACUUAUUGAAGAGAUGGAUUCAACAAGGUUCAUAGCAGUGAAGAGGUUAGACAAGGUUCUUCAAGAAGGCGAAAAAGAAUUUAAAACUGAAGUCAAUUCAAUAGGUCGGACACAUCACAAGAAUCUGGUACAACUGUUCGGGUUCUGCGAGGAGGGACAACAAAGACUCUUGGUGUAUGAGUUCAUGAGCAAUAAAAGUUUAGCAGAUCACCUCUUCGGAAACUCUAAGCCAGAUUGGAAACAACGGGUCCAAAUUGCACUUGGUAUAUCCAGAGGAUUAUUGUAUUUGCACGAGGAGUGUAGCACCCAAAUCAUCCACUGUGACAUAAAGCCUCAGAACAUACUAUUAGAUGACAGUUUUACAGCGAAAAUUUCAGACUUUGGAUUGGCAAAGCUUUUGAUGACUACCCAAAGUCGAAUUUCUACGAUUACAGGGAUUAGAGGGACUAAAGGAUAUGUUGCACCAGAGUGGUUCAGGAACACACCAGUCUCGGCAAAAGUGGACGUUUACAGUUUCGGUGUAAUGCUACUUGAGAUCAUAUGUUGCAGGAAGGGAGUUUUUCGGGAGGAGGGAGAAGAAGAUAUGAAAGCCAUUCUCACUGACUGGGCAUACUAUUGCUUCAGCCAAGGGAAACUAGAAGAUUUGGUAGAGGAUGAUGAGGAAGUGAUGAACGACAUGAGGAGAUUUGAGAGGCUAGUGAUGGUAGCUAUUUGGUGUAUUCAAGAUGAACCAUCACUUCGACCAUCGAUGAAAAGAGUAAUGCAGAUGCUAGAAGGGGUGCUUGAAGUUCCCGUGCCCCCAUGUCCUUAUCAGUUUAACACCCAUGAUGAAAGCUAUAGUGAACCAGACUACGUCUAAUAAGCUAAGAAAUAUAUUUAUAUAUUGUUAUUUGUGAUGUUAGUAAAGUAGUUAAUGUUUGAGAUGUAUAAAUAUGUACGAGUCCAACUGUGUUUAGAGUGUUGAUUUUUUAAUAAAACUAAAAAAUAUAUUUCAAUGUGAAUUGUAGUUGUGGAAAAUCCCACAACUACAUCCGAUGAGAUGAUAAGAACAUUAAAUCUAUGUCAUGGAGAUAAACUUAAACUUUGUAAGUUGUUUUUGAUAAGUUUUCAAUGUGCAAAGUUUUGUUCUCUUUUU
Papaver somniferum (opium poppy) is the source of this 2807-nucleotide messenger RNA. Its product is annotated as G-type lectin S-receptor-like serine/threonine-protein kinase LECRK4. NCBI's taxonomy places the organism in Eukaryota, Viridiplantae, Streptophyta, Magnoliopsida, Ranunculales, Papaveraceae. The record is from RefSeq and is a predicted model, not a curated record. The transcript has a single exon. The coding region runs from base 30 to 2531 and encodes 833 amino acids. Gene Ontology annotation, biological process: protein phosphorylation. Gene Ontology annotation, molecular function: ATP binding; protein serine/threonine kinase activity.